Adelges cooleyi (spruce gall adelgid) is the source of this 4234-nucleotide messenger RNA. It is a transcript of the gene Snoo, whose product is annotated as ski oncogene. Gene Ontology annotation, biological process: negative regulation of BMP signaling pathway. Lineage: Eukaryota; Metazoa; Arthropoda; Insecta; Hemiptera; Adelgidae. The transcript is spliced from 6 exons. The coding region runs from base 448 to 2265 and encodes 605 amino acids. The record is from RefSeq and is a predicted model, not a curated record. Gene Ontology annotation, cellular component: nucleus. Gene Ontology annotation, molecular function: DNA-binding transcription factor activity, RNA polymerase II-specific; RNA polymerase II cis-regulatory region sequence-specific DNA binding; SMAD binding.
GGCCAGCAGCACUAUUACGUUCGACGCGGUCACGGCAGCACUAUCGUUAUUAGUGUAGCGUUCGGGAGCGCGCUCGCGUGUGUGUGUGUGUGUUUGUAUGUUUUUCUAUAAUUGUUUGUCCCUGCCGUCAGUGCGCGAGUGUUAUAUAUCACAUUUUUUACUAAUAUAACUAUUAUUAUUAACUACGUUCCGACGUACCGUGAUUCGCGAUUAUCUCAUUAUAGUGCGAAUCAUUUACUAGUAUGCUAGUGCGGCGAUCCGCCGUUACGUCGCGGUGUUAUCGUUGGUCGUGUGUAUCGCUGCCCGACCCGAAUUGGGAUGCCCAGGGCGGGCACGCGAUGUGAGUAACUAGGGCUCGCGCAGAAAUUUGUGCGAAUUUCGACACACUUUGGCGGAGGUAGUGGUCGCUACGGUGCUUUGCGCGUUAUAACAUUUAAACGGUCGAAAAUGGAAGGUGACAACCGGCAGCAGCAGCAGCAGCAGGUGAAUAAUCCGCACAUCAAGAAGGUGCUCAAGACCUAUCAGUUGAGCGCUCCCAGGAGUUUGCAAGGCCCGAACCUAGUGUUGGACGAAACGUCGGCCACCGCGGUAGCCGUAAGUUCUCCGAAGACGGACGCCGAUGCUGGCAAACGCAACAAGACGCCUCCGCCGCCUCCACUGCAUCCCGUGCUGUACGUGCCCGACCAGUCGGGCUGCGAACUGUUCGAGACCGAAUUGGAAUGGGAAAAGAUCGCUUGCUUCAUGGUCGGCGGCGAGAUGAGGCUGUGCCUGCCGCAGAUACUCAACACGGUGCUGCGCGAAUUCACGUUGACCCAAAUCAAUCAGGUGUGCGACGAGCUGCGCAUUUAUUGUUCUCGAUGCACCGUCGAGCAGCUGGACGUUCUUAAGCAGUGUAACAUACUGCCAGCGACGGCGCCGUCUUGCGGCCUCAUGACCAAGACAAACGCCGAGCGACUGUGCUUCGCGUUGCUGCACCGCGUCCCUCCCCCGCCGGCUCAGAUACCGGAGGACGUGGUCACGUUUUCGUUCGAAGUGUUCCACGACGUGUUCGGCAAAACCCGUGGCGUCUGCAUGCCGGAACUGUAUACCGAAAAGUUCAGCGCAUGUAUCCAGUGCAUCGAGUGCAAAGCAUUGUUCGCACCGCAGCAGUUUGUCAACCACAUACACAGGUUCAAGGGCACCAACUCCUGUCAUUGGGGUUACAAGCGAGAAAACUGGAAAGCGUACAUCAAGGUGUCGCACGGACACCCGGAUUACUCGGAAGUGGUCAAGUUGUUCGAGACUUUCAAGGAACACAUUGAGGAUUCUCCCGCCGCGGUAUUUUCUUCCCGCAAACGCAAACAGCUGAUGGAAUUGGUACCGGAGUCAUGUACUGUGCGGUCGUCCAGAACGGAAACACCGCCGCCGUCAAUGAAGAGGACCAAGUUGGAGGAAGCACCUACUCAGGCCGUGGCGGCCGCUUAUUAUUCGGCCCUGAGCAUGACAGCACCCACGUUGCCCAACUACAUGGUGGAUCCGUUCCAUUAUUUCUACAAUCCUUGGGUACCACCGCCAGCCGUUUAUCUUAACAAUCCGCAUUCUCAUCUUUACAGGAAUGACAACCUGAUCAAACGAGAGAGGCCGCCGCGACUCGUGGAUCCGCAAAAAGUCAUAUCUCACACGCAAUCCGAACAGUUCAGCAGGAGCUUCCAACCAAACGUCGCUCUAGCACCUCCGACCAAGCUUAACGGCACUUCGACCACAGUCAACAUUAACAACAAUAACAACAACGAAGAUAUUGUAAAACUUACGGUCAAAUUUGAAGACAAAGAAGAACAACAAACAAAAGAGGUCGUUCAAACGCAAGAGUCGCAGAAGAAGUACAACAGCGUUGCCGCAAGUGUUAUGGAACAAGUAGCUGCAGUGUUAGAUGCUCUAAGUGAUGCCAAGGAGACGACGAGGCAACAAGUAAUAGAUUUGGUCGAGGGUCUCGCUAUGAGGCUUGAGUCGGUAGAGUCAAAAAACCAACAGCUUGUCAGAGAGAAUGAAUUCCUCAAGGAUCAGUUAAAAAUGAAAAGGCUUAUGAACAAAGAAGACCCGGUCAGUGCUGAUGACGCAGUGAUCAAAUGGGAGGAAGAGGAACCCAGCUCAAAAGGUUUACCAUUAUCGAAUAAAAGGUUUAGUCCUGUGUCCGUGAUAACUUCUCCACCCUGUCAGAUAAAAACGCCUCCUCCUUGUAUGCCACAGUCCAAUUCAGUUUUGAUCAAAUCUGAAUCUGUCGACUGAUACAAAUAUUUAGCGUUAACACACCCAGUUUAUUAUUAUUAUUUAUUUAAAUAAUGCUACCACCGACACUUGAUCUCCUUUAAGAAAAAAUAUGUAUAAAUUAUACAAGCUUUUUAUAAUAUUUAUUGUUCAGUACGAUUAUAUAUUAUUAUUGUAUGUAACAUAUUUUGUUAAAUCCUUUGUCUCGUGUAUAUAAUCUUAAUUUAAAUUGUUAAUCUGAUUUUCUUAAUUUUUGAUGAAUUUCUUUCUAUUUUUAUUUUUUUGUUAUGAAUUUUUAGUUUAGGACCAUUUUUAUUUAUUUAUUUGGAUUUUUUGUUAUACAAUUAAAUUAUUUAUAUUUAAAGUUGCUGUGCCAAUUUCUAUUUAAGUAUAUUAAAACAAAGCGAGAAUAUUUGAUAAAACAUUCUAGAGUCUGGACUCGAUGUGAAUAUUCAGUUGUUGUUCUUUAUUACUUGUUGUUAUUGUGAGAAAAGAUUAUUUGAUAUAGAUUGAUAAAGAAAGUUUAUUUUGAGAAUGUUGUGACUUCUACAUGAAACCAUUUUAUUUUUAACUGAGUGUUCUAAAAAUGUUAAUUCUGCCAUUUAAAAAUUGUAUUAUAGCUCCGAUAAUAUUUUUAAUUAAAAAAACAAUUAUAGUUGUAGACUUCAAAAUUACAUCUUUUCGCAAAAUAGUCAUUCUUAUUAUGCCCAUUACAUUAAAUUAUUUUGUAUUUAAUUUGCGUACAACAAUUAUAUUAAUACACCAAAGACAGGGCGCGAACGGUAAGAUUAAUCAACGUUUUAAAACAUUUCCUAAUACGAUUAUGAUAAUGUAUAAUUAUAUACAUUUUAAGAUUACAGUAUAAGUAUUAUUAUGUAAAUAAAGAAAUAUUUAUAAAUUUAUUUAAAAAACGAACAAUAUCCCUUUCUCUUGGGCUAGAUGAACUCAGUACAAAAUAGAAAGUGCCUUAACUCUGCAAUACUCUAACCUUUACUUUAAAUUACAUAUUUUAUAGUUAUGUAGUUAAUCAGACGCCCUACAACUUUUAGUAUGCUUGAAUUUGUUUAUAAUAUUGUUUCAAUCAAAUUAUUAUAGUCGCUUAGAUAUUUAUGUGAACAUUAGUAGAAUCCAUGUCGUAUUUUAAUGAUGAUAGUACAUAUUAUGUUUGUACGUAUGAAAAUAAAUCACACAUAUGUGUUUCAUAGAUUAUAUUGUAUCAUGUGUAAUAUAAAGGUUUAAAAACGUUCUAAGUGUAAACUAAAGAUGUAUAAUUAGUUAGUUACCACACAAUUGUAAUAAGUACCUGAUAUAUGACCGAUUAUAACUCAUAACUAUACCUACAUAUACACACAUUUAAUUUGUUUUCUAUUAAUUUCCAUGAAUAGUAAAGUAAUUCAAAAAUGUAUUUAUUUAAUUAAAAAAACAUCGAGUCUUCCUUAAACAACUAACUCGUAAAAAAGAUUUCUAUAUUUUUUACUCUAUAUAUUUUUUUUAUCCUGACUCCUGUGCAAUUUAAAUAAAGUUCACAUUAGACUACUAGAUAAAUAGUUAUUUAACAAAAUAUGUAGUGUAAACAACCAUUGUGUUCAUGAAGUUUUCUCAUAAUAUUAAUUAAUAAAAUUAAGAAUAAUUUGCAGUUUAAAUGUUCUUGUAUAUUUUAUCGUUGAUGUAUAGAUAUUUUUUCUGUAGUUUCUAAGAGUUGUUUUACUCAGGUGUAAAGCGAAACAUUUAGUUAUUUCGUUUUAUUAUUUUUCUUUUUAUUAAAAUGUUAAGUUUUUUUUAAGUAACUUCUAUUAGGUAGUUUUUAAUUGUGCCAAGCUUUAUUAAGCACUUUUUAAGUAAACCGAGUCAUGUUUUGUAUAUACCUGCCUAUUACUGAGCAUAUGUAAUUAUAAAUAUAUACGUUUGUAUGUCUAUACAAUACAUAUACAUGUUUUAACAUACAUACAUACAUAUGUGUAUAACUAAAUGUUAUGUUUAUAUAAUUCAA